UGUGCCACUCUAAUGCGCUUCUCCGCUACUACAGGUCGGUGCGGAUCAAACACCUUGCAGUCGGUUCAGAGCCAUUGAGGAAAAAAGGGGGUCUCUCUCGGAUAUGGUGGAGUAGGCUACAUCGGGGCGGCUUGGAAACCACCUGGUUUGGAAUAACCCGAUGGAAAUUGGAGGACGGGGGCCUUGCGAAGUCCGUCUCGAGGAGGUUUUCAUGGAGCGUUGAGAUUAUUAUUAUGUGGUGGCUUGCCUUAAUGAUGUUUACAUCUCCGGCUUUCCCAUUCAUCGUGUUUGUGUGCAUGGGGUUAACCGAGGCGGCUCAUUCCUACGAUGCGCUGCCGUUAGUAAUAAGGAAAUCUCGUGCAGUCGCCGAAGAGCAUCCAGAAACGAACGCGGACGGGUUUUCAGGGCACCGGCUCGGCAUUGUCGCAUUAACACCAGCGCCCACGAUCACGUCCGCCAGAAACCCGAUAAAUGUCGCCGCACCAGCAGCCACCAUUAAACCAGCAACAACGGACCCCGCCACCCCAUCCCCGUAUAAUCCCAGCUACAUGGCUGCGUUUGCUCGGAGGAAGCUCAGCUCUUUGGAAACCCAGAUGAAAGUCGCGCUGAUGUCUGAUAAUAGAGCGGAUAGAUCAGCCGCCGUGCCCGAUUUCAGCACAACCUCGGACAAUUCUCAAGAGCUGGUGUGUAACUGCAGUGGUGAAGGAGUGUCAGACCCUGACGAGUGUGACCGUAAGACGGGUCAGUGUGACUGUAUGCCGGGUUACACGGGCCUGCAGUGUGAAGAGUGCGAGGAAGAUCACUUUACCAACGGCACCAUCGGCUGCCUGCCCUGCGCAUGCGACUCCUUCGGGGCCCAUGGCACCAGCUGUGACAGUUCAGGUAUGUGUACGUGCAAGAUGGGUGUCUAUGGGCCCAAGUGUGAUGACUGCCACCCUGGAUUCUUUCACUUCAGCAGCACAGGAUGCCAACCGUGCCAAUGCAACAACCACUCUACCUACUGCCAUCCUCAGUCAGGUAUCUGUUUGGACUGUCAGGACAACACUCAGGGUCACAACUGUGAGGAGUGUCUGCCCAGUUUUUAUCGGCGUGGUGGCGAAGGGUCAGCGGACGUCUGUCUGCCGUGUCCAUGCUCCUCUGAGACCUCCAGCGGCAUCUGCCAUCUUGAUUCCAGUGGACGCCCUGUAUGUGCUGAAUGUAAGCCUGGAUUCACUGGCCCGACAUGUGACUCCUGCACGGAUGGUUUGUUUAAAUCGGCAGGGACGUGCAUCCCCUGUGACUGUAAUGGGAACGCGGACCCUCGCUCCGUGCCACAAAUAUGCCACCCUGAGACGGGCCACUGCCACCGCUGCGUCAACCACACAACGGGAGCUCACUGUGAGAUCUGUGCUCGUGGAUACACGGGGGACGCCCGACGUCACAACUGCACCCUGAGAGCUGUGAAAGUCCUCCCGACAACUUCAGUUUCUUCUACACCUUCUUCCCGCCUCCUCACUUCCUCAUCACCCACGACCAACCCAAGCCUCCCGACUCUUCAGUCAGGCACAGGAGACUCCGCAGGACACAACAGCACUGCCUCGGCUCUGACAGUGGUCUCCUGGACGCAAUUCAACAUCAUUAUCCUCGCCGUCAUCAUCGUGGUCGUGGUUCUCCUCAUGGGAUUUGUCGGAGGGGUGUACACGUACCGUGAGUACCGCAAUCGGAAACUCAAUGCCCCGUUUUGGACCAUUGAGCUCAAGGAGGACAACAUCAGUUUUAGCAGCUACCACGACAGCAUCCCGCAUGCCGAUCCAAAUGGGCUAUUGGAGGAGGAACCGUGUGUGGUUGCGGCUAACGGGCAGUUAGCGCUCGCUACUGCCGCCAACAUGUAUAAAGCAUGAAGUCGUCACUACGAUUGUACAAUCUUCUUUAAUGAGGAUAGCUCAGCCAAAACUUUAAUUUGCUGUUAUUUUGCUACGAGCUGUGGCGAAAGAUUUGAGCAAAUCAAAUUUGAGAUUUUCAAAAUGCAUGGCUGUACUCUCUUGAAUCGAUUCUGAGCCUAGUUUUUAAUACUAAAUGGCAGUCUAAGCUAGUUUUAACAUUUACAUUUAUGUCAGUUGGCUUUUAUGUCACAAGAUUAAACACAGCUCGCGACACUGCAAAUUACUUAGCUGAAUAAUCUUGUUUUCACGUUGUAAUCGCUAAGAUUAUUUUACCUAGCCCAUUGACAGAUGGAAAAACUCCCUUUUUUUGUCAGAUUAUUUCUUAAAACAAGACAAUAUGUUUUACAUGUCUAGAAAACGCUUCUUGAUUUAAGAGUUUGUAGAUAUUUGGACUAUAAUCAAGACAAACACACUAAGUACAAAAAA
Molecule: messenger RNA, 2348 nt
Organism: Danio rerio (zebrafish)
Lineage: Eukaryota; Metazoa; Chordata; Actinopteri; Cypriniformes; Danionidae
Source: RefSeq, a predicted model, not a curated record